AUGAAAAUUGCUCGUUAUUUACUUGAAAAACUAUUUAAGUGCACAUUUGAAUCUGCUCAUUUUAAUUUCAUUAUAUUUAAUCCAAAAAUGAUUCAAUUAUUAUUUGACGAAAAUAAAAUAAAUAUACCUUUACAAAUUCAUACUCGGAGGACAUUUCUAUUUAAUAACAAUAAGCAAACCAAAUAUUUAUUAAAAUUUGUAUUUAAUCAUCUGAUAUCUAAUGAAUUUAACGUUUGGCCUUCGAAUCGACAAAAUUUAGGUGUUGCAUUUAAAAUUUUAACAACUGGGGGAGAUAAAUUUCCCAAAGUUUGUUGUGACGAUACUAUCUUCAAAUCAUCUGUUUACAAUUUUAUUAUACGACAUAUAGAAACUUCAAAAGAUUGUUCUAAAAUGGUAAAAGAAAUUAGUUUGCGUAUUCGUCGACCUCUUAUAUUGAGUGAAAGAGCAGAAAAUAUCGAAAUCAAAAAUGAAAACAACCGUGUAAAAUCUACAAAGUAUCAACUUUCCAAUAAAUACAAUCCAGAAAUGAAGUUUUCUGUUUAUAUUAAAGAAACCUUUUUGUAUAACGAUGUUGAAAUUAAAAGAAUUAUUUGA
Messenger RNA from Meloidogyne enterolobii, 594 nucleotides. NCBI's taxonomy places the organism in Eukaryota, Metazoa, Nematoda, Chromadorea, Rhabditida, Meloidogynidae. The record is from the annotation of a GenBank genome assembly.